UGGGGGUUUAGUUUAAGACUGACAGUCUGAGCCGAAACAAGUCGGAAGAUUCUGAAAUGGGAAAACUUGUGCUAUAUGGAGUGGAGGCAAGUCCCCCAGUGCGGGCUUGCAAGAUGACAUUGGCUGCCUUGGGGCUACAGUAUGAGUACAAGCUGGUCAAUCUGCUGGCCCGUGAACAGAUGUCGAAGGAGUAUACGCUGAAGAAUCCACAGCAUACGGUGCCAAUGCUGGAGGAUGAUGGCAAAUGCAUUUGGGACUCGCAUGCAAUAAUAUCGUAUCUGGUGCGUAAAUAUGGCAAGAAUGAUGAACUGUAUCCAAAGGAUUAUCACAAGCGUGCUGUGGUCGAUCAACGUCUACACUUUGAGUCGGGUGUUUUAUUUCACGGCUGCGUUCGUAACAUUGCAUUCCCGGUGCUCCAAUACAACGAGACCGAGGUGCCACGUACCAAGAUCGAUGCUGUCUACGAAGUGUACAACUUUCUCGAAGCAUUCCUGGGCACACAAACAUAUCUGUGUGGCAACAACAUGACCAUAGCGGACUUCAGUGUUGUCUCCUCGGUGUCCAGUCUGGUCGGUUUGGCCGCCAUUGAACAGCAACGAUAUCCGAAGCUUAGCGCCUGGAUGGAACGCAUGGAGAAAUUGCCGGAUUAUCAGUCGAACAACGGCAAUGGAGCGCAAAUGUUAAUUGACAUGUUGAGUGCAAAGAUUACAAAGAUCGUUUGAUUUUACAAUUGUUGCUGGGGAAUAAUUACAAUAUCGCUUACAUAAUAAAUCGCCAUUUAUAAACGUA
This is a messenger RNA of Drosophila innubila, 789 nucleotides long. Its product is annotated as glutathione S-transferase 1-like. The coding region runs from base 57 to 722 and encodes 221 amino acids. NCBI's taxonomy places the organism in Eukaryota, Metazoa, Arthropoda, Insecta, Diptera, Drosophilidae. Gene Ontology annotation, molecular function: glutathione transferase activity. The record is from RefSeq and is a predicted model, not a curated record. The transcript has a single exon. Gene Ontology annotation, biological process: glutathione metabolic process.